Molecule: messenger RNA, 15805 nt
Organism: Pocillopora meandrina
Lineage: Eukaryota; Metazoa; Cnidaria; Anthozoa; Scleractinia; Pocilloporidae
Source: the annotation of a GenBank genome assembly
UGCUUGGUUCCUGGAUUCCAAUACAGGCUAUGGCAUGAUGCGUAAAGAAGCGUAAGGAACAAGCAAUCUCGUGCCGCAUCUUACGAAAGGAUGGUCUAGAAAAGCAUUUUGAGUGGUUUAUUUCUCCUAACUGAGCCUUUCUGAUGUGAAGGAAAUUAUUUUUAGAGAUCAAAAUAUUGAACAUAUGCAAACAAAACUAUCAAAUAUAUUGGAAGCCUCACGGAUGAUCGCAUCAAGGCGACCUCCCAGCUGGAAAGAUGGAUUAGAAGUCAAGCUACUGCCGCCGUUAUUGGGAAAAAGAUCUAGUUUGGAAUGAAGAAGAUUAAGGGGAAGCUGGUGAAGCGCACCUCACAGGUGGGUAUGAUUUGCACAAUCAUACCUUAGUAGGAAAAUCAACUCGAAAGCGACCUUAUAGUAGGUAUCAAGUGUAUCUUCAGGCCGGUGAUUGUUUCAAGACAAAAGUUUGUAAACAACACGAGCUCAGUUUAUUUACUACAGUUUGACUCUAAUUUGAGAUUAAGGCAUUAUAUUGUACAUGCGUGUGUGCACAGAAGUAGAAGGUGCUGUAGUGAUUGUCUCAGAUUGUUUUGGAAAGUUUGACAGUCUACAGUUUACGUACAAUAUCUAUUUCCGCCAAAAAAAAACGUAAGUGGUACAUGUCAACUCAAAAUUUGUCGAAGGCUAUAAAACUAUCCUACAUUUAGUAUAAAGCAAUAUCGCUAUUAUUCUAGAUGUUGGUUGCUCCACUUUUGUAGGUUAUUGCCUUGAAUGAGCAAUUACAACCGAUAUUUCUUUAGAAAACGUUCAGUUCUUGGCAUUAUCCACUUGAGCUUACUCAAAAGUGACUGGUCAACAAUUAUUCACCGGUAUAGAGGUGAAUAAUCGUCGUAGUAUGUACCACACAGAAACCAUGAAAUUAGUUUAUUUCUGUCAAUACACUGAAAACUUGUCUCCUCCAUUGUGUGGAUGUGACAAGUUCUAAUUGCUUAUCACUUCCAAACUAGCCCAUCAGUGCAUGAGGAAAGCACCAUCCACUUGUGUGGUGUAUAACAAUUAUUUGCUGAGGUGGAGGUGGAUUUUAUAGAGUUAAGUGGAUCUUAUAGAGCCACAAAGCAGAAAAGCAAAUAUCCACUGCUUUUCACAGACAUUAAAGUGAAUAAUUGUUUUAGGAUAAGUAUUACAAGACCAUACAAGAACCAAAACAUAGGUUUAUUUCUGUCAAUGUACUGAAAAAUUUGUGGAAAGUAAGCUCUUGACAAACAAUUUAUCUCCUUGCUUCUCUGAGGUGAACAGUACUUGCUAAUCACUUCCUAAUCAGCCAGUCACUGUGUGUGGAGAGCACUCUUCACCUGUUUGGUAAAUACUUAAAGUAUUAAUUUUUAAUUAGUAAAUGAAGCAGGAUAUUAAUUUACUGAUGUAUUAAUUUAUUUAUGAACCUGGUCCUCAUAAUUUCUUUUUAAACAUGUAGAAAACAUGUUUUAUUGAGGACAUGACUUUGACAUCCAUUCAUUCUCUGACUGGUUUUUUGUUAAUCCAAAAUAAGUAUUUUGUUAACUAUGCAGACUCAACUUCAAGUAAAUCCACCUAGUGAAGAUGAUACUUGGACUAAAUAUGAUGAACGGCUCAUUGAAUGUGUGGUGAAUGGAGAUGUGGAAAAACUCAGGUAGGUUCAAUUAAAAAAAUAUACGAUUUGUAUUCAUAAAUGUAUAUGUCACCUGUGAUUAGGGUAGUGUGAAGGUCAAUUAGAAAAGACACAGAACACUGGGUAAUUCAGCAACAAAAGUAAUUAACUGUUCUAACAACAGUUAAUUAUGUUCCCAAGACAGAAAGGUCAAUCUUGUUGAUGGUGAACCCCAUCACACAAAACUAUAAUGUAGACAUUAAAAUUUGAAUUGCAUAAGUGAGGUAAAGAAAGAAGUGAAGUAUGAAAUGAAAAAAACAUAUAAGUCCCCCACUUUGUAUGAAACCUCAAAAUUUCAGAUAUAAUGGUAUAAUUGCUCUAUACCUCUGAGAUUCAGGGAACUCAUUAAGUUUUAUAUUGGGUUCAUAAGUGACAAGUGUCCUGAAAACUGUGAGUAUCAGCAAUGUUGAAGUGAUGAGUGUAUAUUAAAUAGAUAAAGAAAAUGUUCCUUGUUCCUCACAGGCACAAGGAAAAAAUGACAAAUCUGAGUCCUUUGGACUCAAAUGUUAUCUCCUUUGCUUCACUCUUGUGAUGAAUAAUCAGCGAGCAAGUUUAAAAUUUUAUCAAUUUUUUUUACUUCAAAUUAUCAGUCUGGGAAUGAUUAAAUACUCUGAUGCAUAAGGCUAAUCUUUUGAGAAACACAUUCUACUCUAAGUCUUUGUAUUGAUUCUCGUUAAAAAAAAAAAAUGAUACAGUAAAUAACUACUCCUAUACAAACAGGAGGGCAGUGAAAAUAUCACCCUUAAAGGGCUUCAAUCCUAUGGAAGGCCGUAAAAUUUUUUAGGCCACCUUUAUGGCUGUCAUUGUUCUUAGAGAAGGUGCCUUUGUUAGAUUUCAUCAUGAUAAUGAUUUUCAAUUUCUUUUAAAGAAUAUACUGGAACUCCAACUACCACUCCAACAAAAAAUUAUUUUAUUAAUGAGUAUAGUAUAUUUCCUCUUUGUUAGGACUACUCUUGCAAAAAAGGGGACGUCAGCGAUAAAGUUGGGACCAAAUGGGACAACAGCGUAAGGAAAUCUCUUACCAACCUUUAUAUUAAUUAGCUUGGGGUAAUUGUUACAUGUACAUUAACUAGUUAAGAUGAGGACUAUUGGUUUACAAAGAAUUUGUGCAGUGAGAAAUCAUAAAGAAACAAAACAAAAUUAUAGUAAACUACAUAUUAACAGUAGUGAAGAACAUAUGAAAAAGUAACAACAAAGUUAUUUAAAACAGUUUAGCAACAGGACACCCUUAGGGUAAUUCUUCAUCGAUUGAUUCCUGGCUAAAUGGAAAAGUAAAGUGUUGUAGGGAGGGAAAUUGGAGAAUGCACAAAAAAUCCCUUUGGGUACCAAUAAAAAACAACAACAAACUCAGUCACCUUGGCGAGUUCAUGAAUCGAACAUGAGCCUGACAGAGUAAGGCAAAUUUUUGUAUCACCCCUCCAUCCCUUGUAAUCUCUCAAAGUAUAAGCUCUCCUACCCUGAUGACAGAGAUCUCAUGUUUGAAAAAUGCUAAGUAACUAUAGGAAAUAAUUGACUUUAAAUUAUAAGGUUCUCUAUAUUCAUAUCUUACAUCUGUCAGUUAGUAGAAGAGCUAUAUAUGAAAGGCUAAUUGGGCCUUAUUUUAUGAGUGUGGGCUCUUCAUACAUCAAGAGCAUGUCCUGAUGAACAAAGUAAUUUGUUUUUCACUUUUUCUUAGUCUUCACACAGCAUGUGAGAAAGGAAAUGUUGAGUGUUUGGAGGUGUUACUGGGAGAACAACCAGACCUAUCAUUUGUGAACAAAGCAGGUGAGUCCUUUAUAAAGCUACUAUUUAUGUGUAUCUGAUAAAAAUACCUUCGCAGUCACUAUGUUACAUGUAAUUCGUUGAUUGAUCCUUUUUUUAAAUUUGGUAUUGAAUGCAAGGUAUUAAGUGAUUACAACAGCUUUGAUAAAAGGAGGAUAAUCAAACAGUGUUUGUGGUUUAAAAGCAAGUCUUUGUGUAUAGGUGUUAUCCACAUCAGAAGUUUCUUAGCUUAAUUGCAGUUCUAAAAUGCAGUUAAUGUACUUUGCUUAGGAAUUGAUUUUGGAGUUGUGCUAUUACAUGAAAAUACUGUAAAAGUGAAGUGAUUCUCAACAACUAGUAUGUAGCUGUAAAAUUUAUAGUCUCUUGAAGGCGAUUAAUUUUUGACCGUAUGUUAAAAGUUGACACUCAGUUUUAAAUAAGUAUUAUAUUUUCAAUUAAAAUACUUCAUGUAAUAUUAAUCAAUGAAUGAUGUUCAAGUUGAUAAAGCACUGACAGAGGUGUUCUUUAGGUACCACUGUAUCUCCUUAUUUCUUGAAAUAUUUUUCUUUCAGGCUGCAGUCCUCUUCAUGUGGCUGCAUAUUCUGGGAACACAGAAUGUGCAAAGAAAAUCUUAGAACACAAGGUCCAUGUUGGAACUCAGGAUGGUAAAAAAAUGACAGCACUUCACCAUGCGGGCAAGUUGUAAUGUUUAUUCUUUUUAUCAAAGCCAAUCUGUUGCAUGAGCAAAGCAUCAUUGAUGUUGGAUAACUUAUUAUUUUCUGGUGUUUUUGCGCCUAAGAAUUUGUUUCAAUUAUUUUCUGUCACUGAUGUUCAUUUCAUUUACAACGCUAAAUACAGCUGCCAAAGGUCAUAAAGAAUGUGUUGAACUUCUUCUUAACAACAAAGCUUCUCUUAAUGGCAAAGACAAGGUAACUUUUGUUCAUGCAGUUAAUUUAUUAAUAAGGACAUCAUGAAUGGAAUGCUGAAUUACUCACUGAAAUGUAAGAUUGUAAACUAUUUAGCUCAACUACCUUUUAUAGUAUUUAAAAGCAUCUUACAAAAAGUCAGAAAUGUGUUCUAGAGUACUUCUGCAUGUAGUACCCUAACAUAUGGUUCCUUCAGUUAAUUAUGCAACACUUGUAUAGAAAAGAUGCUUUUUUUGAGUUAUCCAAUGUAUGAGAGGUAAUUUACAUAUUUUUUUUCCAGGAUGGAAGAACUCCUUUAUUGAUGGCUAUACAAGGUGCACAUGAAGAUGUUGUCAAGUUAUUACUUGACAGAGGAGCAAAGGUUAACAUAGCAGACAAUUCUAAAAAGUAAGUCAGAAAAAACCUUAAACUUGCUUUUGGUGCAUGCUGGUUUGAAGAGUAGUUGUUUGGUUAAUCCUCUUUGUGCCUCAUGUACCUCUGUCAUUGUAAUUUAUAGGACAGCACUUAUGUAUGCAUCACUUCUGGGGCUUUCCAUUACUGUAGAGAUGUUACUAAAAAGGGGUGCUAAUCCACAACUGACUGACAGUAAUGGUCAUACAGGUAUGUAGGGCAAAAAUUCAUCAUUUAUAUGUGAACAGCAUUUAAAUACCUCAAUUUCUUUUAAUAGCCUUCCCCACCAUCUCUGGAUUUAUUUUUUCCUGCUCUUUUUGAAGAGAUGGGUAAUAGGAAAGACAUUUUCUGUAAAACUUGACAGAAGGAGACAGUUGUAAGAUUUAAGGGCUGCCAAUUACAAAAUACAAACGUAGGGUUCACAUUUACAAAUAUGCAGUGUGUCUAGCAAAAGAAUAUUCUGACUCUGUUUGUCAGAAGGAUGAGGAAUGCUAUCCAGUAGAUGGAUGUCUAUCUUGUGGAUAGCACAGUAUGUUUAGCUAAAACUUAUCCACUGUUGAAUAACUGGGUCAACAAAUGGUGUGGAAGCACUGAUAGUGGCACUAGAACCAAAUUGAGGUGUUCAUGUAUACACUAUCUUUUGUUUUCAUCAACAGCUGAGGAGUUUGCUCGCUUGUGUAAUUACCAAGAUAUCAUUGACCUUAUGCACAGUGCUCCAUCUGUUGCAAUGUGGGAUGCAGGUAUUGUUAUAAUCUAGGUCCUCUCUCUGCCAGAAAUUGAUUGCUAAAAGAUGACAUGUAGAAAAUUAAAGUUUGGAUUGAGAAUUUGAUAGAAUUUAUAAACAUUCUGGUAUAGCAUUUUUUUGAGGCAUUACACUAGAUUAGAUAAUAAUUGAGUUCAUUCUCCUAGUUACACAAUAUUGAUAAAAUCAGGAAAAAUUAAUGGAGAGUGUUUCCAUUUUGCAAAUUAAAGAAGCUAAAGUCCAUGAUCGGGGGUGUGAAGGACCCUAUGUGUUAAUGGUCCCAAACAAAAUAGUCUAUGUCUUAUUAUUGUAAAAUAGAAAAGAGUGUGAAAAUUGUCAAACCAUCCUAUGGUUAUUUAUAUUAAAUCUUAAUGAAAAAAAUUUUGUGUACCAGGGGAAACCUCAGAGGAUAAUGAACCGGAUGAAGAGGAUUCAGUUGUUCCAAAUGUAAUUAAUUUUAUUAAAAUAAAUAAUAGAAAUUGUGUAAAUGCCAUCAAAUAAGGCAUUCUUUUUACGUGAAUUUAUAAGUAGCUAUUGUUUUCAAGGAUUGAUGAAAGAUGACAGAUGACCUUCUUUAACUUAAUAGCUCUUUGUGCUUUGAUUAAGUUUCAUUACUGUAACAGCUUCAUACAAUGUCAAUGAAAGCAUCUCAACAAGUUUGGGAAAAAGGGAUAUUUAGUAGGUUUGAACACUGUGAAAACAAUUAGUGUUUUUUUUUUAAACUAAUUCAAAAGAUACACUAGGAGGGGAAUUUGGUGUACAUGCUUACCUUGCAGAACUGAGCUGUUUACUGGCAGAGAAACAGUGAUUACUGAUGGACAAAGGCUCACUUUGUGUCAGGCUACCAAAUUAAAAUUGUUAACCUUUAACUUUUCUUGAUUAUAAUGGAUGCAAUUGUUUAGCAAAAUGCAGGUCAUUUACUGUUACUGUAGGUAAUUUUUGUAAGUAUAGAAUGAAAAUCAUCCCAACUUACUAAAGAGUAAACUGUUUAACACUGUUUUUAACUAUACAUGGACAUCAGUGUUUGAAGGCAGUUUACAACUUGGAAAACAUGCCUUAACACUUUAACUCCCAUGAGUGACCAAGACAGAAUUUCUCCUUACAAUAACAAUACAAUAUCAACCAGAAAAGUAAUGAGAAUAGAGAAAAAUAUCAAUUUGGGGAUAAUUAGUUGAUCCAAUAUUAAAUUCUCUUAACUAACAUUAUAAGAAUUGUAUGGUUGACAGUUAGGAGAAUUACAAAUUUGAUCUGGAAGUUAAAUGGUGAACAUGCAUAUGAAUUUGAUUCUUUGUCAGGGUGAGUUAAUAACAGAGUUCAGCAGUUUGGAAGAAUCAGAGGCAGAGGUAUCUGUUUCACUGCACCAUGAAACAGUUUCAAGUACCACUGGGGUAAGUGUAAGUCUGAUCUUGUUUUUUGUCAGGGUGGAAUCAAGGAUAAACUACCAUUAGUAUCUAUUCUAUACAACAAAAGUUUUCUUUAUAAUCAUCACUGCCACUGAAAGUAAAUCUCUAAGUUUGCACUCAUCUCUGAGAAGCAAAUUUAAAUCAUCUUGACAUCUUUUAUAAUGGUUUGUUAGUGUCUAAUUUUACUGUAGCAGUGGUUUGAAGUUUUUGGCACACCUUCUUUUAGUGUGUUAUUUUCUUCAUGAACUUUGAUAUUAUAAAAAUUUUAGGGUGCUGUUAUGGAAAUGAAAAGCUGACUUUUUGUUAAUUUGUAACUGGAGAAAGUUUUUAUCAAAGGCAAUUGAAAAUGAUUUUAAUGUGAUAAAACUUACAGAAAAAAGUUCAUCGUAAUGUAUGAUGUUCAUUAUUUUAGGUUCCAAGCUCAGUCAACAGUGGUAGUAUAUCACAACAGGUAACUAUAUGUACAUGUAGAAACACACUCAGAUAAUUUGGGGUUUUUACCGUUUUACAAAUAUUCAGUAUGAUGUGAUAUGAUAGCAUACACUUCAAUUCUGUCUUUCCAUAAAUGAUUGACUGUCAUGGACAAUUUACAUUUAUGAAAUGUACUCAUUUGAAUCUGAGAAUAAUUCAUAUGUGCAUAAUUAGAUGUACAUGCACAGGCCAUUUUUCUGCUAUCACUCAAAAAAAGAUUCGCCAUCUUAUUAAGUGCUAUAUUGCAAUGACUUAAUUACUAGACAUUAAGCUGGUUUCCCUUCCUUCAAGAUUGGCAACUUGUUUGGUGUGAAAGACCCUGUCCCUGACAGGCCUUGUUCAUGUGUGGUUUAUAAGUUCGUAUUUGCUGGCUGUAAUGCCUGUUAGGUCGGUGAAACAUACCAGCAUUUUUCCACAGGUGUUAGAGAUAUCUUAGUCAAUGACAGGUCCUCUCAUGCUUUCAAGCAUCUGCAAGAUUGUGCACAUUGUCGCACUUUGUGUUCAGCAGAUAUCUUCCAUGUUUUAGAUCACGCCUUUACUGGUUUUCAACUUAAGAUAAAGGAAGCUAUUCAUAUUCAAAGAGAACAACCAUCCUUGAAUCAACAAUUACACCAUGUAAAUCUGAAACUAUCCUUUUAAUUCUCACACUUUCAUGCUUUACCUGUUUUCUUCUUGUCACUAUUUAUCAUAAUAAGCAUUGUUCUACUUGCUAUAUAAGAUUAAUUCAGCUUCCAAGCUUUGUACAUUAAUUAACUGAAGACGACAGAAAUUUCUGUUGAAACAUGUAUUACAAACUUAAAAGUUUUGUUGCUUUCUUUAAAUUCUAUGUUCUGUUUGUACUUUGUAGGAAUCCUUUUCAUCCAAGGCUUCAACAACGCUGUCCUCCCCAAGAGCAGCCAACCAAGAUCUGUCUCAAGAUAUCACGGUAGACAAUUAAUGAUGAAGAGAACUGGCUCAUAUGGAUAAUGUUGCUUAAACUGUACAUCACUGUGCUAGAAAAGUUUUGUCAUCUUAGAUAGGUCAAUUAUAAUAUUCAAAAGGACUGUCUGGUUUUUUUUUUUAUGAGAAAGCAAUGUUAUAUGAUGUAGUAAGUCAUAGAUCAUUGCUUUCUUCCUUCGUGGGGAAUAAACCAUUUCCAGAACUCAGUCCUUUUGAAGUGGCUUCAGUUGGUAGUCUAGUUGCAAGAAGAAUUAAAUUAUUAUCUGGAAGGCAAUGGUUCCAUUCCUUUCACAACUUGACUUUUUUGAAGCUUUUGUCAUCACAGCCAAUUCUUAUAAUCCAGGGAUUACCUUCUAUAAAUAACUGUCUGCUAUGAAAUGCAUUUGUGUAUGUCUCUUUUGAAUUCUCUUUUUAGGAACUGGAAGAGGAAAAUGAAAUGCUAAACCAAGAAUUGAAUAAACUAAGAGUUCAACACCAGAAAACUCUAGAAAGGGUAACAAAAUUUACCAACUGAACCUUUUUCAGUCAUUUCGCAGAUAAUUAUGAUACUUUAUGUUAUGAUGUCUUUGUGUGUGUUUACAUUCAGUUGAUAAACUAAUAGUUCUUCCAGCCUUGAUAAGCCCUUCAGUUUCCUUACUUUUCUGUGGCCCUGUUAUCUCUCCAUAAGUAUAUUUUUGUUUACUUCCUACAUGUGAGCCCCUGUGGCAAAUAGUAAUCAAGCCUGAUCUUUUUCCAGACUUUAAUUUUAAAAGUUUUAUGUUACUGAAUGUGUUAUACAUUUCAUCAUCCUUUAGUACAUAAAAUCUUUAUUCCGUAAAGUUCACAUUGUGAGCAUCCAAGGAGUGUUUGCCAUUAAGAGAGGUUAAAACAUACUGUAUGUACAAAUUCUCAGAGUAAAUCAUGUUGACUUCUUUUUGGCUGCAGCUUCGUGGCCUUGAAGCCCAGCAAGACAGCAAAGCACCAGUAGUGACAAAUCAUAUCAAUGUAAGAUAUUGUAGAAUUAAUAUGUUGUCAUUUCCUAUUAAUAAGAUUACUACGUACUCUCUGCACUAUAAUCUUCUUUUUUGUUUUUUCCUCCAUUUGCUUAAAUGUUUGAGUUUAAGUAAAUACAUGGCUUCUUUGUUAUUGACAUAUUUAGGGCCAUAUAGAGGAAGAAUUAUUAGAAGAAAAAGACAAAAAAAUACAGGAGCUAGAAAAAGAGGUAAUGGCUUCUUUCUGAAUUUCUUUUGCAAGUCCUUUCAACUGCUUUUCAACUGGGUCUGAAUUAUUUUUUUUGGGGGGGGGUGGGGUGGUGGAGGAAAAGAUACCCAGUUUUCUCUGUUCUAAUGUGGUGAACAAGUAGUUAAAAGGAGUUUACAAAACUCAGGGUGAGCAAACAUUUUCUUGAACCACUCAGUGUAGUCUCUUUUGUGAUCAUAACUGAGUAUCUGACAAUAUUGUUGGGUAAGUCCCUUAGUUGAUAUCUGAUCUUGUGCUUAGAUUUGAGUGGAUCAGCUUUCCCUUCUUACCAAAAAUAAUUGAAAUGACAUUCAUUUCAGUCUUCUAUUUAAUACUAUUGAUUAAGUAAAAUAUUAAAGAAAGGAGCAAGUAAAUUAAAACAAACAAAUUUCAAUUAAUUUCAAAAGUAAGGAAGUAUGAUUAGAGAAGUGGUUGGACUGAAAAGAUAGCGAGAACUAGUAUAUUAAUUUCAUUCAUAGUUGAAAGCCUGUUAUCUGGUGAAUACAUCUUUAAUGUUUGAUAACAAGUCAUGUUCCUUAAAUGAUCAGGUUGAGAAAUUAAAGGAAGAUUUAACAAAUGAGGAAGAGUCCAGAUGUGAAGCUGAGGUAGGAGACUUACUUUAUCCAUCGAUCCCUAAGAGUGACCAGCAUCUAAUUUCUCCUAAAAAUAUCACCUCUGAAUCAAAUAGUAAGGUCACAAGAAUAAAGGAAAUGAUCACCAACUAAAUAAGCUGUUGAUCGUUAUAUAAAUUCUCCUUGUCAGAACCCUAGGGAAUGUAUAGAGAACAGUAUGGAGAAUAGGUAUACUGAUGUUAGGGUGUAAAGGGUUAACUGCAGGUAAAGUCUGUAACCUAAAGCCCACCUACUCCUUCCCUUUAGAUUAGACAACUGGCUCUGAAGCAUUCAUUUUGUUCUCUCUGUUUUUCUAGUUUCCUUUGUUUCUUAAUUUAUAAAAUCUCAUUGAUGAAAAAGCAAACAGAGGCAGUGUUCUUCUAUGUACUUUUAAAAUGGUGCUGACUGAAACAAUAAAGGAUUACUUACACAGAUCUUGAAAUAAUUAAUUUGUCAUUUGCUUUGGUUCCAGCAAGAAGUAGAGAAUCUCAAAGCUCAAGUGGCAACAUUCCAGGUCAGUGACUGUUAAAAAACUAUGUGAUACUGGACAUUUGAAUUACCGUUGUUUUCCCAGGGUGGUUAAUGCUUUUUAUUAGUGAAUGCUGCAAAGCACCUUUUCGGACAUACACUAUGAGCAACCCUGUUUGAGAAAGAUUUGCUUUAUUCAAACUUUAAUUUUUUUUUAAGGUAGGUACUCUGUGUUACUAAUAUUCUUAUUGAGGCACCCUGAAAUAUCAUUAUUUACUACUCUUUCAGGAUGAAAAUCAGGGUGAAUUUAACUCCAGUGAAACUGAUGAUGAUAUUGAUUUACCAGGUCAGUCCUGUCCUUUUCAGAUCAAAGCAAUUCAUAUUACUGAAAUUGCUCUGAUUCAAAAAAAUAAAGCAUCAAGGACUUUCCAAGUGUUAUGUCUGUGUUUAAACUGAUGACUGAACAGAUGAUUUAGACUGACCAUACUAGUAAAACAAUUCCACAAUCGAUCAAUAUUUUUUAGUUUUCAUCUGCCACCAAAAGGAUUCACAGUGGAUGCCUGGGAUUUGGGAACCAGAACAGGAAAGAAAAAAUCCAAUGAAAUGCUAUGAAACUUAAUUUACCUUGAAACUGCAAUUCUUUAAAAAUAGGAUGUUUACAGAAAAGUGAUUUCCAGAAUCUAUUUAAUAUAUAUACUCUGUUUUCAUCUAACUAAGUUGUACCAAAGUUUUGGAUUUAGUGGAUGUCAUUAAAAUGCUGUCAUUCUAUAAUAGCCCAGAUUAUAAUGCAAAAAAAAAAAAAUAGCUUCAACAGCAGUUGAUGUUGAGGAUCUUGUGUUCCUUUUCUUGUUUAAGUGGAGGGGAGGGAUUAGUGGUAAACACACUAGUUCAGGGCUGACGGGUCAAUUAAUGAGCAUAGUAGGGUCAGUGUGUUUUGUAUCAGGGUAAGAAGAACACUUUCCUCUCACAAUGCCUCUCCACCCAGUAGUGAAAAUUGGUACUGGUUAUCUGUCAGAGAAAAGAAUUUCUGGGAGGGGGGGUGGGAAGGGGAGAGAGUAACCUGUGACAAAGCCAUCAUCCAAUGAAGUGAGAGUGGCCAAAUAAGCUACAAGAGUGAGGAAGCAGAUCUAGACUUAACCUUUAUGGUGCAUUUUCUUUCAAUGCAGGUGUUGAUCAGAACUGGGAUUCAAAGAACAACAACAAGUUCUCCAAAAGUAAAUUAUUGUUUUAUUGCUGUGUUUUUUUUUUAAUUUUUCCAGCCUCCUUUAAAAACACUCAGUUCUAGUAAAGUUGCUUGUUUUCGUGUUAGAUGCACAGCCGGACCAACUCAUUUCACUGCAUGGUCAGGUCACAACUCUUAAACUUGAGAAUGAAAUGCUAAAAGAGCAACUCCAGGUAAGUUCUGCUAAAACAAAAUGUCCUCUAAACUGUACAGUCAGUAACUGAUGUAAAUAUCUAUGUUUCCCUUUGGUAAUAAUUGCCGGUAUGUUGAUAACUUUAAUUCUAUGGUAAUUUGUGUUAAUUUUAGACCCACUUAAAUUUAGAGAGUUCGUCUUUCUAGGAAAACUCCCUCAAAAACAAAAUAUGAUAUUAUGACUACUCACUUAAUAAGACGAGAACCAAUUUGUUUUUGAAACUCACUAAGUUUUGAUUGUAUUUUUCAAUGAUCUCUUUAGGCCCGAAAUGUUUUGUAAUUUCUGUUUUUUAGAAUUAAUUCUUUUUCUAUAGAGGCUCUUUAUGUUCUAAUAUUUGUCCUCGGCUUUUCUUCCGUUGGAAUUUUUUAAAAUUGAUGUCACAGUACCCUAUCAAUGUUUUUUCGUCUUUUAACUUUUCUCCCUAUGUUGAAUAUAUUUUUUUUGACUUGUAAAUCUCCACAGCGGCAUUCUCGAGUCAAUGGAGAUUUGAUUGAUAGCCGGGUCGAUCGCGACAUACCCACAAUUCCACUGACAGUUUAUCAGCAGCUCAAGGUAAGAUACAUUUACCCUACAGCAACUUAGCGACUACGCUGUUUACAAUCAACUAAAUACGUUAUAAACUGCAACAAAAAUUCCUUAAAUUCCUUCCUUUUAUCUUUGGUUACAUUUUGAAUAUUUCUCCUAUGAAGGUCAGUUUCCUGACAUAUGUUCUACUCUAUCUUUUCUUAUAUUUUUCUCUCACUUUGGAAAAGAUAAGAGCGCUUUCAAAGUCACAGUGUCUAACACUACCUGAGCUAGUCUUCCUCGCACACUUUUUCACGCAACGCUCUCUCACUUAUUAUUACUCUCACUCUCACCCUUAUGCUCAUACUCACGCUCACUCUCACUCUCACGCUCACUCUCACGCUUAUGCUCAUACUCACGGUCACUCUCACGCUUAUGCUCAUACUCACUCUCACUCUCAGGCUUAUGCUCAUACUCACGCUCACUCUCACUCUCACGCUUAUGCUCAUACUCACUCUCACGCUUAUGCUCAUACUCACGCUCACUCUCACUCUCACGCUUAUGCUCAUACUCACGCUCACUCUCACUCUCACGCUUAUGCUCAUACUCACGCUCACUCUCACUCUCACGCUUAUGCUCAUACUCACGCUCACUCUCACUCUCACUAUGAUCCUUGAGUUUCUUACUCUUUGCGUUUGAGAUUCACAUGCUUCAAUCCCGACGAUGUAGCUUAUGAAUGAAUGUUAAAUAUACACAGGUGUUGGAAUUGUUUCCUUCUCUUGUAGGAAUCAAAUGAAGACGAAAUAUUUAAGUUGACGGAAGAAUUGGAAGAGCUCAAGAUAACAAAUGAAUCCCUUCAAAAGGUGUUUUGACAAAUUUAAUUUUAAAACUGAAGUAAAUACGACAAGGGAUAACUCCAUGAUUCAGUCGUAAGAUAAAAAUGUUUAAUUCUCAGAUUACCUAGUAACGUUUUUAAUAAUUUUGUCACAACUGGUCGUUCCUCUGAGGAAUAUCUCGAUAAGUUUAAAUUGUAUGUAAUUGGCCUUUAGUUAGUGUCUCAACAAAUUGUUUAUCAGAUUGCUCCUAAUUCUUUCUCGGUUGUCUGUUAGGGAAAGAAGCUGGAUAGGAGCGCUUUAGAUGAUAGGCUUUCUCCUUUCCCAUUACCUCUUAAGCGCAAAUAAAUGGUCAGGAUUCCAGUCGGGUUUCUAUUUUCCCUAACAAUUUGUAAUUUUUUUCUCUAUUUUCAACAGUCAAUCGCCAACAGUGGAUCAUGUCCUCAAUGCGAUCAGCUCAAAACCAAGUUGGGAAAUUCAUCAAAUAAUACAACAGAACAGCGAUUGAUUGCAGAUUUAAAGGAGCUCGAGCAUCAAUUUCAGGUAUAAAAACAAAAAAAAAAACAAAGAACAUUGUUAUAACUGAACAUGUAAUUUUAACUUUAUCCAGCGUAAAAAAAGAUGUUUCAUCGUCUUAUCGCGAACUUGGGAUAGAGAAAAAUUGUCCUCAUUAGGAAUUCAACCUCAGACCAUUUGAUUCCGCGCUCCGAUGCUUUACCACUUACCGCGGUAUCUGAAAGUUUCACCCCAUUGCGGUUUCGCCCCCUGAAAUAAAACAAGUUCGCCCCCACCUUUACCAGUUCGCCCCCAAAUCUUUCGACUUGUUCCUUAACUGCAGAACGUAUUCCUUUUCUGUUUAGAUCAUACUGUAUAUCGAUCCGCGUGAAGUUUUCUUUUUUCUGAGUCAAACGUUUGAUCAAGAAAGCGUGCUAAGUCACGACAUAUGAGUUCGAGUAUCAAACCACCAAAUGCUUACUGGGCGUUGGUCGUUUAAAGCGUUCGUCUCAGGCAACUAGUUUGUAAUGUUAAAAUCAAGGCUUUAAAAUUGAUGGCUGGUUCAAAACGUAUCCAAGAAGUUUCUCAAGUCUUCCGCCCGCCGUUUGCUUCUCAGCCGAGAAAAAUCUUUUCAAAAUGGUUUUGAUUGUCAGUCCCCAGAUUUAAGGGGAUUUAUGACACAGGAAAACUGCCGUACCUGUGUUACUUAAUCCACGUAAUUGUCUUCGGUAGGAGGCUGAAAGAGGAUACAGAGAGACUAUAAACAUGUACAGACUACAACUUCUAAAUGCAAGCCAGGUAAGACUCUCUUUUCGAUUUCGUGUCUCGUCCCCAAUUCUCUCUUUUCAAAAGUUCAGAAAAAGUUGGCUAGGGACGAGUAAGUCUGCGAAGGGCGGACUCUUAAACCGUCGGCAUUUCCAAAUUUGUUGCAGUCGAAGAUUAACCCUUUACACCCUUACAUUAGUAUUCAUAUUCUCCACACUGUUCUCUAUAUAUUCCCCACGGUACUGACAAGGAGAAUUUACUUGACAAUCAAAAGCUUUUUAAGUUGGAGACCAUUUCCUUUAUUCUUUCGACUUUAAUAUUUGAUUCAAGGGGUAUACUGCAAGAAGAAAUUUGAAGCCAGGGAAUCUUAGGGGUUAAAUGGUUACACUAUAACCCAAUGGAUAAAUGUAAGUAAGUAAUUGUGUAGCGAUCAAUGACACUUGUUUUUCUUUUUACUCAGCUUGAAAUGGACCCUGAGAUACAAGAAGUUCUUCAAAUGAUCGUUAGGUUAAGAAGCAGUGAACAGUUUUGCUAAAGAAAUGCCUGCUGUGUAUAAGCAAAGAAAGGUUCCUAUCAUUAAACACGAGGACCUGCAGUUGAAGUACUUCCGAAAUAGAGAUAAUUUAAGUCCGUUGAAAUGAGUUUUGCGAUGAAAGAAGCAUUUAUCAUACCAAAUUCUUCUCAGUUUAUGCACAGAGAACUUAGUCUAUAUCAGAUAGUGUCAUAUAUUUAUUUAUUUGUAAGAAUUAUUCUAGUGUACGUUUUUUUUAAAUUUUUUCUGUUUCAGUCCUCUCGCGGCUCCGGCGUGAAACGCAACAUGGCGCCGCAAACUUGCGUACGCCGGAAGUUUAAAGCUUAGUUUUAGUUUGAAGGCUAAAUAUAAGAUAGACGAAUAUAAUUGUCUCAAGUGCUAGCACUUUUUCUACCAGCAGUAUGGUUUUCAAAAGAGGAGACACUGUACAGUGAAAUUUUUAUAUUUCGCAGUUUUCAACUAUCUUAAUUGGUUGAAUUGGUAUUUUGUAAGAUAUUUCAUACCUUUCGUCAAGUUUCCAUUUUAUUUUAGAGCAAAUUUUUAUUUUAAACGUUCGUGCGGAUUUUGUAUUUACCAAUCUCUUGUACAUUACAAAACAAAUGACCUGUUCUUUAAGUUAUUUGUAUUUUUUUAUCAAGUUAUUCUUAAGUUAUGUUAUAACGUGUAGUAUGU